Nannizzia gypsea CBS 118893 is the source of this 612-nucleotide messenger RNA. RefSeq lists its product as hypothetical. Bases 1 to 612 code for a protein of 203 amino acids. The record is from RefSeq and is a predicted model, not a curated record. The transcript has 5 exons. Lineage: Eukaryota; Fungi; Ascomycota; Eurotiomycetes; Onygenales; Arthrodermataceae.
AUGUCAGAGACCAAGGAGCCCCCGAACCAGUCCAAGCCGGAUUCGAUUGAAAGGUCUAAUAAGCUGACGGGACCGGCAGGAGUAUGCUGCGGAUCCCAGAGGCCAGUGGCACCUGCAUGUACUCUGCAAGUCACUCCCGGGCUGCCGCCUAGCGGGCAAGAUACCGUCAGGGGACUUGCAGCGCCCAUGCAAGGUACGGCCGUCGAUCAAGCCACCACCAGCCAGUUCGAGUCAGAAGAAAGGGACGGCGAAAAGUUAGAAGCGCAGAUGAGCGAAUCAGCAGCAGAGGCAAUGGCUCGUUGGCUGACACGGACUGGAGACGACCCUCAAAAGGUGAAACGCCCGAAGGCUGGGCCAGAAGGUGGGAAAGGCACUUGGGAUAUGCAUUUUCGGCCGACGAUCAAAGUCGUAGAUGAGCAUUCUGGAUCGAUAGUUGGCUACAGGAUAUCAGGUCAGGGCGCCCUCCAUUCCCCAUUCCCCCAUUCAUGUCUCGGCAGCGUGGAGACUUCAGACGGCUUCCCGACUCCAUCUGCCACACAGGCUUUUCCUACACGGGUUAGAGGAGUUGAGCUUGUUACCUCCGUUGCAGUAGCCCAGGCCGAACUAAAUUAG